Penicillium odoratum is the source of this 1551-nucleotide messenger RNA. RefSeq lists its product as uncharacterized. The coding region runs from base 1 to 1551 and encodes 516 amino acids. Gene Ontology annotation, cellular component: endoplasmic reticulum lumen. Gene Ontology annotation, biological process: endoplasmic reticulum unfolded protein response; retrograde protein transport, ER to cytosol. NCBI's taxonomy places the organism in Eukaryota, Fungi, Ascomycota, Eurotiomycetes, Eurotiales, Aspergillaceae. The record is from RefSeq and is a predicted model, not a curated record. The transcript has 2 exons.
AUGCGACAUUCAAGAUUGAGCCUGGCCCCGUGCCUUGUGCUAGCAUGUGCUGCAUCCGGAGCAUGGGCGCGCAAGCAAUCAUUCAACAUAUACGAUGAUAUAUUGGCCUAUCCACAGUUCCAAGUGCAAUACCCAGAGGAGUACAUUCUCCAUGCCCAAGCUGAAGAGCUACUUCGGAUACAACUCGAAUCAGAGAACGGUAGAUCGGAGCAUGUCCAAAAAGAUACUCAGAUCUACACAGGCAAGGAUCAUGCUGAUGAAGCUGUGCGGGACGACGAAAAGCCGAAAGCACCAACCUUUACCUAUGAAGAAAUGAUUUUGGAUGACCGAAGGCUCCUCUGCCAAAUACCACAAGUGGAAAAAGAUCAAGUUAACUCAACGGCCGGCCACAAGCCAAGCGAAGCAGACGAGCAAAAGGAACUGGCACGCGCAACAGACCGGGGCCUUGAACUUCUACGGGAGAUGGAAGGCAAAUGCAUGUACUAUUUCUCAGGCUGGUGGUCAUACUCUUUUUGUUACAAACAGCAGAUUAAACAGUUCCAUGCACUGCCUGCCGGUCGUGGGAGUCCCUCUUACCCACCUGCGGAGGAUCCUCACUCAACUUCCUUUAUUCUGGGGCGAUUCCCCUCCGACAAUGGUGAUAAGAAACAGCAAAAGUCGAACCAUGAGCCGGCGCUCAGAACUGAUAUUGCAGAGCUACACACCAAAGGUGGCUCACGGUACCUCGUACAACAUCUACAAGGUGGCACUAAGUGCGAUCUUACGGGCCGUGAGCGCCAGGUGGAGGUGCAAUUUCACUGUCACCCGCAGUCAACGGAUCAAAUUGGCUGGAUUAAGGAACUCACUACUUGUUCCUACCUGAUGGUUAUCUACACUCCCCGCCUGUGCGAUGAUGUUGCCUUUAUGUCUCCUCAACAGGACGAAGUCCACAAUAUUGAAUGCCGUGAGAUCCUUAUGCCUGAGGAUGUCCCUGAAUGGGAGGAUGCGAAAGAAUGGUAUUUGGCUCAGCGAUUGGUAGAAGAAGCCACAACCCAGUCAGACAUUCAGAUCGUGGGUGGAAUUAUAGUUGGCGGUCGUCAACUUGUUGGGAUGGAUGGCAAGCGGAUUGAAAAAGGCCGCGUGGCGUCAGCUGGCGAGGAACACAUUGAGGUAUUGGCGAAGCGAGAGAAUGGCGAGGUGAAACAAAUGUCCAAACAAGCAUUGAAAAAAUACGACCUGGACCUAGAAAAACUCGAAGAGAUAAAACAACAACUUGAGGAACUCUCCGAAGGUAAAGACUGGAUCCUCGAGGCUGUGGAUGUCAACGGCGCUAUCCAUUUCACGGGUCGACUGGAAGGGAAAGAUGAAGAAGUCGACUCAGGCUCCGCUGAACAACAGAGGAAAGAGAAAGACCAAAAGCCUCUGGGUAAAGAUUCCGAAACUAAGGAGCCUACAAUGCAAGAACAAGAGUCGGCAUCUGGAGAUCAAACCGACCAGGAAAAUCCACUCAACUCUGACUCGGAGUCCGAUAAUUCAAAAGGAAGCGAGGAGACUUUCAAGGAUGAGCUAUGA